GGUCUCUUACGGUGGCUUGGCGACACGGAACAGAGAAUUAAUCAUCGAGAAAAAGCCGGUGAGCUUGUAACCGGAAUUCAUGGCGAUGCAAGCCGGUGUUCAGACCUCUAAGGUUCUUAUCCUAGUUGGCGCAGGUGUAUCUGGUUCGAUCGUAUUGAGACAUGGGAGGUUGUCUGACCUAAUAGCCCAGCUUCAAGAGUUACUCAAAGGGGCUGAAGGAGUUGAAAGCACUCCAUUUAAGUAUGAUGGUGCACUCCUAGCUGCUCAGAUUCGACAGCUUGCAAACGAGAUCAAAGAACUAACUAUGACCAAUCCAGUUACCAUCUUUAAUGGAGAUUCAAACUCCAAUGGCUAUGCAUCUUACCUGGUUCCUGCGGCUGCCGUUGGAGCUAUGGGCUACUGCUACAUGUGGUGGAAGGGCUGGUCAUUUUCGGAUGCAAUGUUUGUGACAAAGAAAAAUAUGGCUGAUGCGGUUGCCUCUGUUUCGAAACAACUAGACGAUUUGUCAGACACAUUAGCGUCAACAAGAAAACAUCUUUCUAAUAAGCUAGCGACCUUGGAUUGGAAGGUGGAAGAGCAGAACGAGACAUCUAAAAUGAUUUUAAGUGAUGUAACUGAGAUGAGGUCAAGCAUUUCGCAAAUUGGGUUUGAUUUUAAGCAACUAAAUGAAAUGAUUUCUGGAAUAGAAGGGAAGAUUGAAAGUCUUGAAAGCAAACAAGAUGUGACCCUCUCAGGACUAUGGCAUCUAUGUCAAGUUGCAGGCGUUAAAGAUAGCACAAGCACUAAAGUAUUUCAGGAUGUUGGUGCGAGAUUACCUAUCGAUGGAAAACCAUAUACUAAUAAUUCUCUCUCGGGUCUGCGGUUUCUGACAGAAGGCAAAGAGGAUGCAAACGUAAUACACAAGCCGGUUUUGGCGAAAGAAAUAGCGGUGGUGGAGGAAAAAACAAAAGCCGCAACCGUGACAAGAAGCAGAGUACAUAGAGCGUUUCCGGGUGGAAUAUCUUGGUUAAUCGGAGGUUCUUUCCUCUCAAGUGAAGUGUCUGGAUCUUCGACGUUCAACGCAAAAUUCCUCUCUGGUUCAUUGGAUAAUCAGAGUCUGGGGAAGAUGAGCAUUGUACCUAAGGAAACGGUUGAGGUAAUAGCUCAAAGUAUUGGGAUUACCAACUUGUUACCUGAAGCUGCUCUUAUGCUUGCUCCUGAUGUCGAGUAUCGUGUCCGAGAGAUCAUGCAGGAAGCUAUAAAAUGCAUGCGUCAUUCAAAGAGAACGACUUUAACAGCUUCGGAUGUAGAUGGUGCUCUCAACUUGAGGAACGUUGAGCCGAUAUAUGGCUUUGCCUCAGGCGGACCAUUUCGUUUUAGAAAAGCUAUUGGGCAUCGCGAUCUGUUCUACACUGAUGACAGAGAAGUGGAUUUCAAAGAUGUGAUCGAAGCCCCGCUACCAAAAGCUCCCCUUGAUACUGAAAUUGUUUGUCACUGGCUGGCUAUUGAAGGAGUGCAACCAGCUAUACCAGAAAAUGCUCCUUUAGAAGUCAUUAGAGCACCUGCAGAAAACAAAAUCCAGGAACAAAAAGACGGACCUCUUAUUGACGUUAGGCUACCAGUGAAGCAUGUACUAUCUAGGGAACUUCAGUUAUACUUCCAAAAGAUUGCUGAACUUGCAAUGAGCAAGUCAAAUCCUGCUCUGUUUAAAGAAGCAUUAGUGAGCUUGGCCUCAGACUCAGGACUUCAUCCUCUAGUUCCAUAUUUUACAAAUUUCAUUGCUGAUGAGGUAACAUUAUGCACCACCAAGGUUUCAAAUGGUUUAAAAGACUUCCGACUCCUGUUUAAUCUAAUGCACAUUGUUAGAAGUCUUCUACAGAAUCCUCACAUAAACAUAGAACCUUAUCUGCACCAGUUGAUGCCAUCUGUUGUAACAUGCCUUGUAUCAAGAAAGCUUGGAAAUAGAUUUGCUGACAACCAUUGGGAACUCAGAGAUUUUGCGUCAAAUCUGGUUGCACUGAUAUGUAAAAGGUACGGACCCGUUUAUAUUACUCUUCAGUCUCGUCUUACAAGAACUUUAGUCAAUGCACUGUUGGACCCAAAGAAGGCUUUGACUCAGCACUAUGGUGCAAUUGGAGGAUUAGCAGCUUUGGGGCACAAUGUUGUACGCCUUCUAAUUCUAUCAAAUCUCGAACCGUAUCUAAGUCUUCUCGAACCUGAAUUGGAUGCUGAGAAGCAAAAAAAUCAGAUGAAGAACUACGAAGCUUGGCGUGUAUAUGGAGCCUUGCUGCGUGCUGCAGGCUUGUGUAUACAUGACCGGCUUAAAAUCUUCCCACCUUUACCAUCUCCAUCACCAAGUUUCCUCCAUAAGGGAAAGGGAAAGAUAAUCAAUACUGAUCCCCACAAGCGGAAGCUGAGCAUAGAUUCUUUAGAAAACCAAUCACCACUGAAAAGAUUGAUAACCAUGGAUGGGCCAGAUGGUGUACAAUCACAAGAUCAAUCCGGCUCAGCUCCAAUGCAAGUAGAUAAUCCAGUGGAAAAUGACAUUCCGCCACAAAACUCUAUUCAACUAUCCUCAUCAGAACAAGCUUCUGAUGCUAACGAAUCUGAAAGCAGAAAUGGAAAGGUGAAAGAAAGCGGUAGGAGUCGGGCUAUUACCAUGAAAGCAAUCCUUGAUCAGAUAUGGAAAGAUGAUCUUGAUUCCGGACGGCUAUUGGUGAAACUGCACGAACUCUAUGGUGAUAGGAUUCUUCCCUUUAUCCCUUCUACAGAGAUGUCAGUAUUCCUCUAACCAAUAAGAGAGUAGGAGGCUUGGAGAGAUUAAAGCGCCAUCUGAUUG
Molecule: messenger RNA, 2818 nt
Organism: Arabidopsis arenosa
Lineage: Eukaryota; Viridiplantae; Streptophyta; Magnoliopsida; Brassicales; Brassicaceae
Source: the annotation of a GenBank genome assembly